Messenger RNA from Mytilus californianus (California mussel), 813 nucleotides. RefSeq names its product cilia- and flagella-associated protein 251-like. The record is from RefSeq and is a predicted model, not a curated record. NCBI's taxonomy places the organism in Eukaryota, Metazoa, Mollusca, Bivalvia, Mytilida, Mytilidae. The transcript has a single exon. The coding region runs from base 1 to 813 and encodes 270 amino acids.
AUGACCUGUACAAAAGAGGAGGAAGAUCAGUUCCUUUUAUUUCAAAGGGAAAGAGAGGAGAAAAUGAUCAUUGAGAAAGUAAGGGAAAAAGGAGUUGCAGAAGGACAGCAAGAAGAGAUCUCACAGAAAAGAACAGGAUUUGGGUUUGAAAAGCAGAGAACAGUACUGGGAGAUUUAUAUCCUGAGAGCAAUAUGUUUAUUGGGAAGGUUAUGGAGAAAAAGCAGGAGACAAAGAAGGCGCAGGUAAAAAAAAGAACACCAGAGAAGGAAAGAGAAGAGGAGGAAAAGAAGAGGAGGAAGGAAGAGAAAGGAAAAGAGGUGGAGAAGGAGAAUCAGAAAGGAAAAGAGGAGACGGAGAAGGAGAAUAAGAAGGAGUCCGUACAGAAGCAAAAGGAUGUCCUUUCAAUUCUGUUGAAGGAGAUGGAGACUUCCUCGGUGGGAAGUCUAGAAGGAGUAUCUCUUUGCGAUUUGGGAGAAGAUGAUUUUUUAGAGGACAUUGAGGGAUUGACUUCGGCAGUGGAGCCCAUUUCUCCUCUGCCAGCUGAUCCCUGUAUGACCAUCCCUGAUAUUGACAUCCCUGCUAUUGACCUCCCUUCAUCAGAACCACCCCUCAGCUCUACUAGUUUAUGCCUCCCUUUAUCUACACAACCUUGCCCAACAUAUUCGCCAACCCAGGAACCCCUCUCCCCAUCUGAUUUAAGACAAGCUGCUGCAACCUACACCCCUACCCCAGUAAAGAAACUUAAAUUGGAACAGAUACAGAAAAGCCAACAGUCCCUGUUUUUUUAUCAAUAUUGGUGGAACCAGGUUUGA